Dreissena polymorpha is the source of this 1751-nucleotide messenger RNA. RefSeq lists its product as uncharacterized. Gene Ontology annotation, cellular component: nucleus. The record is from RefSeq and is a predicted model, not a curated record. NCBI's taxonomy places the organism in Eukaryota, Metazoa, Mollusca, Bivalvia, Myida, Dreissenidae. The coding region runs from base 1 to 870 and encodes 289 amino acids. The transcript is spliced from 6 exons. Gene Ontology annotation, molecular function: DNA binding.
AUGGCGGAUCAUGGUUUCCCUAUGACACGAAACAUAACCCGUGUGUAUAUUCGGGAAAUCAUUAAGCAAGGAGGUAGGACAUAUCCGUACAAGGUGUCAGAGAAUGGGCCGUCAGACGAAUGGUUCCGAAAAUUGUUUGCGCGCGACCCGGAACUUCAGGAACGGACGCCCGAGAGUUUGGAUCCGGCACGUUCCUCAAUGUCGAGGGAGGAUUUCAUAUACCCAUUCUUUGACUUUCUGGACAAAACCCUCACACAGCAUGGUGUAAGAGAUAAACCAUCACAAGGUUCAUGGCAACACACGCGUUUUACCGACGGCGUGCCAGACACAUGGCUCUAUGGGAGCAGCUCGACGGGGUAUAUCAACCAUGAGUUGUUCCAAACAUGGUUCAUGAAAGGGUUUCUGACCCACUGUGGGCGAGCAAGGCCGGUUGUGUUGAUCAUGGACAAUCAUGACGCACACAUUUCCCUACCAGUUAUUGAGGCUGCCAAGGGGAACGAUGUUGUGCUGAUCGGGUUUCCCGGCGAUACCACGCACAUCUUGCAGCCGUUGGAUGUGAAGAUAAUUGGCCCGUUAAAGACAGGAAUGGCAUCACUUGCGUCUGAUCUGGGAAUCGUUUGCCCGUCCUUGACUAUAGGGAAAUCCAAAUACCAUGUUUUACUGAAGUAUGCGAUGGACCGCAUCACACCGUCUACCAUCAUGGGGGCAUUUGUCAAAGCUGGUAUCGUCCCACUAGACAGGGGAGCCAUAGACGAGUCCCAGCUUAUACCGGCAAUGUUUCCCGCUGUGCAAAAUAUUAAUGAUGACAACUCGGCCCAGACAUGUAAAGAAUGUGGACCAUUCACGGUUAACCCUACCAUUCACGGUUAACCCUCUGGUCAAGGCCGGUCUAGUGCCCGAUUUACUUGCUGACAUUUUAGUACCACCAGCGUCAAACCUGCAGCUCAACGAUAUAAAAGAAGAAUAGUUACCGAGGGACGAGUAAUAAGUGGUGACGAAAUACUGAAGGAGUUAAUGGAACGAGAGAAAACUGCCGCCGAGAAAGACCGUCGAGAUGCGCAGCGAGCUUUGGAAGCCGACGAGAGGAAAAGGUUGAAAGAGCAGGAAGAAAGUGAAAAGAUUAAGAGAAAAGAGGAACGUGUUGAAAAGCGAUUGGCCAGGGAACAGGAACAGAAGAAAAAUGCGGACGAGAAAAGGGAUAGAGGGAAACUUGCUAACAAGAAGUUUACGUGUGGAGUCUGUGGUAUGAGAGGGAGAGUGUUGGAUGAGAGCAAGGGCAUUGUGUGGUUCGAGUGUGAUGAGAAAGUGUGUGGCAAAUGGUACCAUUUUGAAUGUUUGCAUCGUAGCGAGCAAGAUUACUUGCGAGAGAGUAUGGAAGAGGGAGAAAGCUGGUAUUGUAAGGCAUGUAAGCCAUGGCUGUAUUGUGAAGAGUGAAUGGCUGUGUCCUUUGUGUUUCUCAUGCACGAGAUUCAUGUAAGCUGCUUUUGACGUUUGGAUGUAUUGAUUAUUAUAAAACAUUAUGUAUUGAAUGAAACACGUUUUUGGUAUUAAAUAAUCAUCAUAUUAUAAAUAAUACAAAUGCAAUGAUAAUUUAUAGCCUUGUUUCUCUACCAAUAUGAAAUUAUCUCACGUUUAUUUAUUAGUGCGAUGACCGUACAACAUUUUCAAAGAGACAUCAAAAACGGAUAUUCUUGUAUGCACUGAUAUUGGAUUCCAAUUGUAACCCUAUUAAUACACACUGAAGAAUACAU